CUUCUUCAAAGCUCUCAUACAAUACACCAAAACUCACAGUACCCGCCUUCUUAUCCCAAAACCCAAAACCCCAGACCCCAAACCCAGAACUGCCAGUGUCUCUGCUCUCUCUCUCUCUCUCUCUCUCUCUCUCUCUGUGCAGCAGCAACAACACCAACUAUACCACAACUCCUCACCAUGACUUCACUUUCGCUUUCAACCAAAUUUUCUCUCUAUCCAAACAGCACAUUUCUCCAAUUUCAGUUCCCAAACAGAACUCAAAGAAUCAGCUUCCCCAAGAAAACACAAAUAGCGUGCUCGGCCACAGAGCAACCAAAAGGACAGCAAAAGCGGCCAAAGAAGAAAAAAAGCGUUACGGACAGCGAGAAAGGGAUUGACCCAGUUGGCUUCCUGACCAAAUUCGGCAUUUCCCAUAAACAAUUUUCUCAGUUCCUCCGUGAAAGACACAAAUCCUUGAAGGACCUCACGGAUGAAAUUUUCAAUCGUCACAUUGAUCUCCGAGAUAUGGCUUCAGGAUUUGAGAUAUUGGGUAUUCAUCGACACCCGGAACAUAGAGAGGAUUAUAUGGAGUGGGCCCCAGGUGCUCGCUACUGUGCACUGGUUGGUGAUUUCAAUGGGUGGUCUCCUACAGAGAACUGUGCAAGAGAGGGUCAUUUUGGCCAUGAUGACUAUGGAUACUGGUUCAUCAUUCUUGAAGAUAAGUUGAGGGACGGAGAAAAACCAGAUGAACUCUACUUUCAACAGUAUAACUACAUUGAUGACUAUGAUAAAGGUGACAGUGGUGUUCCCAUUGAAGAAAUAUUUAAGAAAGCAAAUGAUGAAUAUUGGGAACCUGGAGAAGACCGGUUUAUCAAGAACCGUUAUGAAAUUCCAGCAAAGUUAUAUGAGCAGAUUUUUGGGCCUAAUGGUCCUCAAACAUUGGAGGAACUUGAAGAAAUACCGGACGCAGAAACAAGAUAUAAAGCAUGGAAAGAACAGCAUAAAGAUGACUUACCUAGUAAUGCACCUUGCUAUGAUGUGAUUGACAAUGGAAAAGAGUAUGACAUUUUCAAUGUUGUGCUUGAUCCUGUAUCACAAGAGAAAUUUCGUGCAAAGAAGCCUCCCUUGGCAUAUUGGUUGGAGACACGCAAAGGAAGGCAGGCAUGGUUGAAAAAGUACAGUCCUUGCAUUCCUCAUGGGAGCAAGUACAGGGUCUAUUUUAACACUCCUAGUGGGCCAUUGGAACGAGUACCUGCUUGGGCUACUUAUGUGCAACCAGAUGCAGAAGGAGAGCAAGCUUUUGCUAUCCACUGGGAUCCGCCGCCAGAAUAUGCAUACAAAUGGAAAAAUUCACGCCCGAAAGUGCCAAAAUCUCUGCGUAUUUAUGAAUGCCAUGUUGGCAUAAGUGGAUCAGAGCCAAAAAUAUCUUCUUUCAGUGAUUUCAUAGAGAAGGUCCUUCCUCAUGUAAAGGAGGCUGGAUAUAAUACAAUCCAACUGAUUGGAGUUAUUGAACACAAAGAUUAUUUCACUGUUGGUUAUAGAGCCACUAAUUUAUAUGCUGUUAGCAGCCGAUAUGGCACUCCUGAUGAUUUCAAGCAGUUGGUUGAUGAAGCACAUGGACUAGGACUGCUGGUCUUCUUAGACAUUGUCCAUUCCUACUCAGCUGCAGAUGAGAUGGUUGGAUUGUCACUAUUUGAUGGAACAAAUGACUGCUACUUCCACACAGGUAAACGGGGACAUCACAAGUAUUGGGGUACCAGAAUGUUUAAAUAUGGUGAUCUGGAUGUCCUGCAUUUCCUGCUCUCAAAUUUGAACUGGUGGCCCACAGAGUACCAAAUUGAUGGUUUUCAUUUCCAUUCACUCUCAUCAAUGAUGUAUACGCACAAUGGUUUUGCUUCUUUUACUGGUGACUUGGAGGAGUACUGCAAUCAAUAUGUUGAUAAGGACGCACUAUUAUACCUCAUUUUGGCAAACGAGAUACUUCAUGCUUUGCAUCCAGAUAUAAUAACAAUUGCCGAAGAUGCAACUUUCUAUCCUGGGCUGUGUGAACCAACCUCUCAAGGCGGGUUGGGAUUUGAUUAUUGUGUCAAUCUUUCUGUGUCAGAGAUGUGGUCAUCUUUUCUUGAGACUGUUCCAGACCAUGAUUGGAGCAUGAGGAAGAUUGUCAGCACAUUAAUGGGCAACAGAAAGUUUGCAGAUAAAACACUUGUGUAUGCCGAAAAUCAUAACCAGUCGAUAUCUGGAGGGCGGUCAUUUGCGGAGAUAUUGUUUGGUGAAAUCAGGGAUGGUUCCCAUGACACGGAGAAAUUACUGCUGAGAGGUUGUUCCUUACACAAGAUGAUCAGGUUAAUUACUUUGACAAUUGGUGGCCCUGCCUAUCUCAACUUCAUGGGCAAUGAAUUUGGACAUCCAGAGAGGGUUGAGUUCCCAAUGCCAAGCAACAAUUUCUCAUUUUCACUUGCCAAGCGUAGGUGGGAUCUUCUUGCAAAGGAAGGAUUGCAUCGCAACUUGUUUAUUUUUGACCAGGACUUGAUGAAUUUGGAUGAAAAUGAAAGAGUACUUACAAGAGUUUUACCCAGCAUUCAUCAUGUGAAUGACGAUAACAUGGUAAUAGCUUACCUAAGAGGCCCCCUUCUCUUCAUAUUUAACUUUCAUCCAACAGAUUCUUAUGACGGAUACAGAAUAGGUGUAGAAGAGGCUGGAGAGUAUCAACUUGUACUCAAUACGGAUGAAAUAAAGUAUGGAGGUCAGGGACUUAUAAAGGAUGACCAGUAUUUGAGGAAAACUAUUAGCAAAAGAGGCGAUGGCCUCCGAAACUGCUUAGAAGUGCCUAUGCCCAGUAGGACUGCCCAGGUUUACAAAUUAAGUAGAAUUUUGAGAAUAUAAAAAAUAUUGCACUCAGAGAGUAACUUGUAAGCCGAUAUUCAAGCACGAAGGCUAACACUUACUACAUACCACUCAUCAAGUUAUAAAGUUUAUAUGGUUGCUCAUCACUUCUGUGAGUGGUCUGUGAGUGGCGUUGAUGGGAAAUCUCAUAUUUUAACAAGAAGAUUAAGCGUUCAAGAAGAAAGGUAGUUUGUUCGUCUAUUCUUUGCACUACCAUGGUUCUUUGUUUUGGAGGCUUUGGCAUGUUGAUCUCAUUUCUUCCAAGUGAACUCAAGGAAGUGUAUGUUAUGAUGCAGCAAGAGGGUUCAAGCAGAAUAUUUGGAUGGGGGGAAUUGUGAGAUGACACUUCGAUUCCCAACUGUUUCUCUCACCCUCCCUCCUUAGAGGAGAAUGUAUAAAUUAGGCAGGAGAAUGUAUUUAUAAUUUCCCCCCUUUUUUGUAUGAAGUUUGAGACUCAAGGGAACGUGUUGUCAACCACAUACAAGAAAUAACAAUUAUAUUCUUAUUUCAUCAA
Prunus dulcis (almond) is the source of this 3379-nucleotide messenger RNA. Its product is annotated as 1,4-alpha-glucan-branching enzyme 3, chloroplastic/amyloplastic. Bases 178 to 2865 code for a protein of 895 amino acids. Gene Ontology annotation, biological process: glycogen biosynthetic process. The transcript has 21 exons. The record is from RefSeq and is a predicted model, not a curated record. Gene Ontology annotation, cellular component: cytoplasm. Gene Ontology annotation, molecular function: hydrolase activity, hydrolyzing O-glycosyl compounds; cation binding; 1,4-alpha-glucan branching enzyme activity. Lineage: Eukaryota; Viridiplantae; Streptophyta; Magnoliopsida; Rosales; Rosaceae.